AUGGUGACGGUGAUUGUAAUGGUCUACACAGUAGGAGAUAUUGAAUCGCCUCGAACAAGACGAACUGUAUACUCUCUUAUACUCUUUGGGAGAAAUAUUUCACCACUUGUAGAGAUGAAGCAAGAAAAAUCCCACCUCAUCACUUGUUACCCGGUAACGACGUUACCAAGUAGUUAUCUCGUCAAGCCAUGCAACUACACAUCUGGACUCCAUGACUUCAUUUUCUACGGACCCAUAGAUAGACUCGUAGGCCGACAGACCGACAUACCCGUUCAUCUAGGGCCCUCUUCAGAAAUGCUAUCAGCCACACUCAAACUCAAACUCACACUCGCAGCCGCACGAAAGCGAAGCUCGAGUAAGCCCACUGACAUUGAGAAGCUCGAAAUAGAAGAAAGGAAUAAGACCCAGCGCAAUCCCACCUUCCGUCUAACGCAAGUGAAGAAAAGAAAAGAACUGAGACGCAAAGAAAAUGCAGUAAUGGGUGCAUACAAACUCCUGUCAGGAGCAUGCACAGUUAUGGUCUGCCUGACUUCCUUCCCUCCACAUUCAUGCAAAGUCGGAGCCAAAGCCAACCGAAGCCAGCCAAACCGUGACACUGUGAAUCUCGCUCGAUCUAUCAUUGCCUCGACAUGUCCACCCCAUCCGACCGUCAUGCAGGUCAUCCAUGUAUUCCAUUUUCCUCCGCUUCAUUCAUAG
Lindgomyces ingoldianus is the source of this 696-nucleotide messenger RNA. RefSeq lists its product as uncharacterized. The record is from RefSeq and is a predicted model, not a curated record. The transcript is spliced from 8 exons. Bases 1 to 696 code for a protein of 231 amino acids. Lineage: Eukaryota; Fungi; Ascomycota; Dothideomycetes; Pleosporales; Lindgomycetaceae.